This is a messenger RNA of Xylona heveae TC161, 4282 nucleotides long. RefSeq names its product P-type ATPase-like protein. The record is from RefSeq and is a predicted model, not a curated record. Gene Ontology annotation, molecular function: ATP binding; ATPase-coupled monoatomic cation transmembrane transporter activity; P-type ion transporter activity. Lineage: Eukaryota; Fungi; Ascomycota; Xylonomycetes; Xylonales; Xylonaceae. Bases 67 to 4053 code for a protein of 1328 amino acids. The transcript has 21 exons. Gene Ontology annotation, biological process: intracellular calcium ion homeostasis. Gene Ontology annotation, cellular component: membrane.
UGUUCGCAUAAUUGUUCAUUUGCUUCCUUUAAUAAUCUCAGAUGCACGAAUUUUUGAUCGCGCAGCAUGGAUGUGGAGAAUCCACUUAUCGGCAGUGAUGGGAGUCCUGAAUUCUAUCAUGAUGGAGAAGCAUCAGUCAAUAGACACAGCCAAAUAUAUCGGCGUGGCUCAAAUCUCAGCGAGACAAGUUUUGUCUCUAACGUUGAGAUGGCUCAUGAUGAGGUUUUUGCUGGCCCGAUGCCAGAAAGCGUGCCAAGUAGUAUAUCAUCUUUCGCUCAUCGCAGAAACAGAGCUGAUUCAACUGCCGCGAGCUUUACGUACCUUGAUAUGAACGAACAGCAAGACUGGGAUAUCGGCGGUACAGAAAUUGAUGGCGAUCAAGAAUAUGGGUUUGAAGAAUGUGAUGUUGAUUUGGAAGCUUGCAAUCUCUCCCACCCGCGCCGCAAGUCCUCAACAUACUCAGGAAUUUCACCCGAAGAUCCUCUAUUGCGGCGCCAUAUAUCUACAACGACAGACGCCAGUGGUGUUGGACGCGGGCAUCGAGUCAGUCAAAAGAUAUACAUUCUGACCGAGGAUAUGACCAUUGUAGUUGCUGGGUUUUCGACGAACGUUAUUGGCUCUAUUAUUUACUUUUCUCUCUGCAUACUUUCUUUCGGUUUAGCAUAUCUCCUAUUUAAAUGGCUUCCGCGAUGGAAGAUAUUCCUUGUGGGCUCUGCUUCUCCUCUCCGAGAUUGCUCGUGGGUAGUAAUAGAGAACCAAUGGGGAGAGUUGUCUCUACAUGAUAUAUCGAAGCAGUCAUACGGGCGUCCUUUAUCGACAGUUUUCAUGUCCCAAGAGAAAAGUCCCAUCGGCGAUGAAGAAUAUGACGAAGAAGACCCAAUAAUUGAUUAUCUUCGGUCCAUAAAUUAUCGCUAUGUCACGUUCUUCUACCAUCCUUUGAACGGUAAAUUCGUACUUUCCAACGACUGGAAAGACCCAAGUUGGACUGAUGUUCGGUCUGUCCGUGCUGGGCUUGAUGGAGAGGAAAGGGAUAUUCGUGAGAGGAUUUUCGGAAGAAAUGUCAUUGAAAUUGAAGAGAAGACCCUUUUCCAACUCCUUGUUGAUGAGGUCCUCCACCCUUUCUAUAUUUUCCAGAUCGCUAGCUUGAUUCUUUGGUCUCUUGACGAGUAUUAUUAUUAUGCGGCUUGCAUCUUCGUUAUAUCUGUCGUCAGUAUCGCUACCACGCUCAUGGAAACAAAAGCUACAAUGCGCCGUCUCCAUGAGAUUUCGAGAUUUGAAUGCGAUGUUCGGGUUUUGCGAAAUGGGUUUUGGAGACAUGUUUCAUCCGGAGAACUUGUUCCUGGCGACGUCUACGAAGUCACUGACCCGUCACUCACCCAGUUCCCUUGUGAUAGUCUCCUCUUAUCUGGCGACUGUAUAGUAAAUGAAAGCAUGUUGACAGGAGAGUCAGUUCCGGUGUCUAAAACUCCUGCUACCAAUGAAUCGCUUCAUAACCUGGAUCCUGGAUCCUCUUCCAUACCGUCUGACAUUGCAAAGCACUUUCUGUUCUCCGGCACAAAGAUCAUAAGAGCUCGGCGCCCGCAAAAUGAUAAAGACGACGAGGGUGUCGCACUUGGCUUGGUAGUGCGAGCUGGGUUUAACACAACAAAAGGCGCCCUCGUUCGUUCCAUGCUUUUCCCAAAGCCGUCUGGUUUCAAGUUCUACAGAGACUCAUUCCGGUACAUAUCUGUCAUGGCUGGAGUAGCACUGCUGGGAUUUAUUGCUUCAUUUAUCAACUUCAUUCGCUUGAAACUCGCCUGGCAUCUUGUCAUCGUCCGAGCCCUUGAUUUGAUCACUAUAGUUGUACCCCCAGCGCUUCCAGCUACGCUCACUAUAGGAACCAAUUUUGCAUUGUCUCGAUUAAGGAAGAAAGGCAUAUUUUGUAUAAGCCCACAGAGAGUAAAUGUUGGGGGAAAGCUUGAUAUCGUUUGUUUCGAUAAGACAGGAACACUUACAGAAGAUGGGCUUGAUGUCUUGGGUGUCCGCGUAGUGCAGCGUCCCACAAAAAGGUUUAGUGACCUUCUCUCGAGCCCGUCUGUUAUUCUGCCUGGUUCUUUUCGUGAACAUGAUCCAACACUCGAUUACGACUUUCAAAAAAUCAUUUUGUACACAAUGGCUACAUGUCAUUCUCUUCGAUCAGUUGAUAAAGAACUUGUUGGCGACCCGCUAGAUAUCAAAAUGUUUGGGUUCACGGGUUGGUCUUUCUCAGAAGGUGACCAGAAAUCGGCUGUAAUGGAAGAGGAUGGUCAAAACCGGCUUUCGCCUUCAGUUGCCCGACCACCGGAUGGAUUCGAGCCAGAUCAGAUGACCAGCGGCCAAUCGCUGGAGCUGGGCAUUUUAAAAUCAUUCGAAUUCGUUUCCCAGCUUCGAAGAGCCAGCGUUGUCGUCAGACGGUUCGGAGCGACUGGGGGCGAUAUAUACGUCAAAGGUGCUCCAGAGUGCAUGAAGGACAUCUGCCGUGCUGAAUCUUUUCCUAUCGACUAUGAGAAUCUUUUAAAUUAUUACACACAUCGGGGCUUUCGCGUUAUUGCGUGCGCUACGAAGCACAUUCCGAAGCUUAACUGGGUCAAAGUGCAGAAAAUGAACCGUUCAGAAGCUGAAUCAUCUCUAACCUUCGUCGGGUUCAUUAUAUUUGAAAACAAACUCAAGUCAAAUACCACGGAAAUUCUUAAAGAACUUGGCAGUGCAGGUAUUCGCCGGGUUAUGUGUACUGGCGAUAAUAUCUUAACGGCAAUCAGUGUUGCUAGAGAGUGUAGCCUCAUUGACGAAACUGCUCAUUGCUUUGUCCCACGGUUUCUCGAAGGUGACUGCACUUCACCAAACGCGAGACUCGUCUGGGAAAGCGUGGAUAAUCCUAACUACCGCUUAGACGAGUACACUUUGAAGCCUCAAUCACCACCACCCCAAAGUGACGCUUCUCUUCCGUAUGACAUCGUGAACCUCCGUAACUAUAGCGUGGGAGUGAGCGGCGAUGUGUUUCGCUGGAUAAUUGACUACGCACCUGAAGAGAUUGUCAAAAGGAUGCUUGUUUGCGGGGAAGUGUUCGCUCGCAUGUCACCAGACGAAAAACACGAGCUGGUUGAAAGACUUCAGAGUUUAGAAUACAGCUGUGGGUUUUGCGGCGAUGGCGCAAAUGACUGCGGUGCUUUGACUGCGGCAGACGUUGGCAUCUCGUUGUCUGAAGCCGAGGCAUCAGUUGCUGCACCAUUCACCAGUAGAGUCUUUGAUAUAUCCUGCGUUCCAGAGGUAAUCAGGGAAGGCCGAGCGGCUUUGGUUACGAGCUUCAGUUGUUUCAAGUACAUGAGCAUAUAUUCAGCGAUACAGUUUACAUCUGUGAGCUUUCUCUACGCGUCGGCGUCCAAUCUAGGAGAUUUCCAGUUUCUGUUCAUUGACUUACUGCUCAUUUUACCCAUUGCAAUAUUCAUGGGCUGGACUGGGGCAUAUCCUACCCUUUGCCGCAAGAGACCAACAGCAAGUCUUGUGUCACGCAAAGUUUUAACUCCUUUGCUCGGCCAGAUAUCAUUGUGCGUUCUCAUUCAAUUUAUUGGAUUUGAAUAUGUGCGGAAACAACCAUGGUUUGUGCCGCCGCAGAUUGACCAUGAAAAAUCAAAUGUACGAAACUCAGAAAACACAACACUAUUCCUUACUUCCUGCUAUCAAUACACAUUAUCAGCGAUAGUUCUGAGUGUGGGCCCGCCUUUUCGACAAUCCAUGGCUUCCAACGUACCGUUGGUUAUCACCUUGGUUAUUGCGACCUUGCUCUCCACUUACAUGCUUUUUGAUCCUGCUAAGUGGCUCUUCGAUUUUAUGGAUCUCACUGUGCUGUCGAUGCCCUUCAAAGCAUUUGUGCUAGCACUCGCCCUGUCUGGUUUUGCCUGUUCCUGGCUAGCGGAGAGGUGGGUGUUCCCGCAUUUAGCGAGCGCGAUCGGCAAGGCGAAGACGGCUCUCCUCCCUUUGCCGCCCAAAAAGCGAAAGGAGUACAAAAUAUUGAAGGACGAAAUGUGCCAGUCGUGAGUUGCUAUCAAUCGAGCGUGUUGGUUUUGGAUUGAAAGGAGAAACAGGGUUAGGCCAGCUGGCGGUUGUAUAUAAGUGUAUAACGUAACCAUUAAUUUAUCUUUGGCAACAAAUAGUAAGGAUCUAUGCAGCCAGCGAGUGUAGGAUAUUUUUCAUGACGUCAACAUAUUGGAGAUCGAUCUCAAUUCACGAUGCAAAUGGGGAGGAGCUGCAAAAUUGACGAUGCCCG